AUGCAAUCCACUAAUGAUGUCAGCUUAAUGACCUCCCUCGGUCUCAAGAGCAACGUCACAACAGCCUCAGCAGACAAGACUUUCUACUAUCACCGCGGCUUGGAAACUUACAAUAGCUCCACGCCAAUCUUGGUUCUCGUUCACGGAUAUCCACAAACGUGGAGACUUCUUAUCCCCCUCCUCCCAUCCACAAUCCCCCUCUUCAUCCCCGACUUGCCGGGCUACGGCCGCUCCUCGCCCCUCCCCGGCCCCCACGACAAGCGAAGUACAGGCACCUCCCUCCUCACCACCCUUUCCUCUCUGCUCCCGCCUUCCUCCUCUCCAAUCCCAAUUAUCCUGACCGGCCACGACCGCGGCGCGCGAAUCUGCCACCGUCUCGCCGUCGACGCUUCUUCUCUCCCCUCCAACCUCAACUUCGCCAUCCGCGGCACGGUUCUCUUAGAUAUCGUACCAACACUCAUCCAAUGGCAAUCAUGCAUCAACCCCCUUGUAAACAUGGGGUCGUUCCAUUGGUCAUUCUUAGCAAAUGUCGAAGUUGCUACGGCGAUGAUUAAAGCUCAGGGCGGCGAUGUCUGGGUAAGGAUGUGUCUCGAUCGCUGGCUCGGUCGCUCCCCUUCUGGACUUGCAAGAUUUAAGGAGAACGAUGCAGUGGAGGUUUAUGCGGAGUCUUUUAAGCGGGAAAGUGUGAUCAGGGCUAGUUGUGAUGAUUACCGUGCUGGUGCUAUGGAGGAUUCGAGUUUGCAAGAAGAAGACCAGAAAGCGGGGAGGAAAGUGGAUAUUGACGUUUUGUGUGUGUUUUCGAAGGGCUAUCUGGGGGGUAGGUAUGAUGUUAAGCGAGUGUGGAGCGAGUGGAUGGGUAAAGGAAUGCUGGAGGUGCACGGGAUUGAAGGGGGUGUGGGGCAUUUUGUUGCGGAGGAGGACCCGGAGGAGACUGCUAAGGCUGUGAGCGAGUUCUAUGAGAGGCAUGUUUGA
Molecule: messenger RNA, 972 nt
Organism: Hyaloscypha bicolor E
Lineage: Eukaryota; Fungi; Ascomycota; Leotiomycetes; Helotiales; Hyaloscyphaceae
Product: putative Fluoroacetate dehalogenase
Exons: 4
Coding region: 1-972 (323 amino acids)
Molecular function (GO): hydrolase activity
Source: RefSeq, a predicted model, not a curated record